Pan troglodytes (chimpanzee) is the source of this 6184-nucleotide messenger RNA. RefSeq names its product DNA-directed RNA polymerase II subunit RPB11-a-like. Gene Ontology annotation, cellular component: RNA polymerase II, core complex. Gene Ontology annotation, biological process: transcription by RNA polymerase II. Gene Ontology annotation, molecular function: protein dimerization activity; DNA binding. NCBI's taxonomy places the organism in Eukaryota, Metazoa, Chordata, Mammalia, Primates, Hominidae. Bases 5618 to 6049 code for a protein of 143 amino acids. The transcript is spliced from 6 exons. The record is from RefSeq and is a predicted model, not a curated record.
AAAAAGUCGAUAUCCAAUAAAAUGUUACCUAAUGUAACCCCAGGCAAAGUGAAUGCCAUGACUGGACAAUGGAGACUUAUUUGUUGAACCGUUACACCUAAUUACCAUGUGCCAGAUACUGUUCUAAGCACUCUAUGGAUGUUAGCUCAUUUAAUCUUAAAACCAUGCCAUAGAAUAUGGUAAAAAAUAAAAAUGAAAAAACUAAAAUUGCUACUUUUCUCCCCACCUCUUCAUCCUACCCCAUCAUAUAUUGUCAGUAAAUGGACAGCAGGAGUCCAAUGAAAAUAUAUUUAACUUGGACUCAAAAGAUUUGAGUUAGUUUCUGGCUCUAUUUAGGGUUCUGUGUGACCUUGAACAAGUUAUUGAAACCAGAACUUCCCAAACCUGACUGAUCAUUGGAAUUCGAGGGAGAGUGUUAUUACAGUUACAGAUGCCUUGGACUUCACCCAGUAUUUUCUAAUCCUAAAUCUAAAUAUUUUCUGUUUAGAGUGGGACUUGAGAAUCUGAAUUGCCUUUGAAACUACACAGGUGAUUGUGAUAAGCAGUCACAUUUGGGAACCACUGAUAGAGUAGUCUUAUCCUCUAAUCCCUUGACAGAAAAGUAUAGAAAUAUGUGGUCCACAAGGGUCGUUGGCAUGAAGGGGAGAAUUAUGAAGACCCAAACUCUCAUAACCCCACUCUUUACACAUUCUCAUUAAAGCUGUGUUUAGAUAUUCUAGAUGACCCUUUUGUUGUGGGUCAUCCGGACUAUCUAAGCCCAACAAACAUAUCCAGAGGCAUAUCAUACAGGUGACUGUCAUCUGCAUCACCUACUUAAGCCUACCUCUCCAAGGCAUGACGUCAUUAAAAAUGAAGUGGGAAAUUGAGGCAAUGGUUCCACCAAUUUAAAGUACAAACCCAAAUAAACUAUCUUCACAUGAAUGUGCUGAAAAUGUGUACGACCUCCUAAAAAAGUUUCGGAGGUGAUUGUAUCAGCUUUUUUCCCGCUAAUUCAACUAAACAUCACAAUAUACAUUUUACUCAUCCCCACAAUAUUUUCUGAGUACUUAUUUUGGGCACCAUGAAGGAUACAAAAAUGAAUAAAACAAAGUACCUGUCUUCAAGCUGGUAAAGAUACAGCCAUAAACAUAAGAAUUGUAGUUUUCAGUUUUAAAAACGUUAAGUUUGGCUGAAUUUUGGAGAUGCUGCAGGCAAUCAAUGAUAAGCCAGAAAUGUCCAUAUUAUAAAUACAUUCUGGACUGUCAUAUCAAGCUGGUGACCCUGGUAUAAAGUACUAAAAGAAACAAUAUAUUUGAGAAUCUCAAAAUGUGUGUUUGGGUAUGUUACUUGACAGCUGUAGUGAAUUUUUAAGUCUUUAAAAACUAGUCUCAGAGCGCUAGUCUUUCAGCACUCUGAGCCUAUUUCUUUCAACAAUUUGUAUCUCACAAAAUUGUGAAAACAAAAUGAAAUAGUACAAAUGUCAAGAUGUCACGGAAUUUUUUUUUUCUUUUUUGAGACAGGGUUUCAUUUUGUUGCCCAGGCUGCAGUACAGUGUAAUGAUCACAGGCACUGUAGCCUCGACCUCCUGGGUUCAAGGGAUCCACCUCAGCCUACUGAGUAACUGGGACCACAGGUGAAUGCCACUAUGCCUGCCUAGUGUUGUUUUAAUUUUUUUUUUAAUAGAGAUGAGGGCUCCCUAUGCUGUCCAAGCUAGUCUUUAACUCCUGUAUUCAAGCGAUCCACAUGCCUCGGCCUCCCAAAGUGCUGGGAUUACAGGUGUGAGCCACCACACCCAGUCAUGGUGUCAUGAAUCUUAUAGAUAAUGCUCAUAACUCUAAUAAAUAAUAAAACAUGACUUUGAGUUGAUUUUUCACCAGUGGUGACAAAUGGCUAUUAACCAAUUACUUUCUUAUCUGGCCCUAAAACACAAAGAAGCCUUGUUUGUCAUUGCUGUUCCCAGAUGUAUAGUUAAUAUACAUUAUAUGAUAAUUUUAUAAAUUGGUAUAUAAGCAAGUGUAUAAAAAUAAAUAUGCACAUUAUGUAGUCAUGAAUACAUUUAAAUGUUUACAUUAUGCAUACACCUCUCUAAAGGAAAUACUGAAGUCACCAAUUUAAUGGAAAAAAUUCUCAUCUACUUUAGGGAUAGACAUUGGACAAAACUUCACAAGUCUAUAUAUUUCAUUACAUGUUUGUGAUUAAACAGUGAUGAGAAUGACAGAGUUUCACAGGAAUGUUCAACUUAAUUGUGUCAAACAUGUAACUGUCUAUAAAUUCUAUAGGGACUGCAUUAUUCUAUGGGGACAUGAAUAAUGUUUUUAAUACAAAAUUCCAGUUAACUGACUGGAGUAGACUAAUCAUUAAUUCUAAAACAUGCUUCUGGCAAAUCCCUAUCUACCCUGUAUUUUCCCCCAAAGCAUAUAUUAGCUAUGAGUAGCAUGAAUAUAAAAGUUGUGGUUACCAAAACUUCUUUUUACUUCCCUCUUUCAUUAACUAUAUUUGUUAAUACACGAGGUUUGAUCAUAAAUAGUAAAGUCAAUUCACAAGUUAAGAAAAAAGAUCUAAGUGUAUUUCAAAACAGGAUCCUUCAUGUUCUUUGAGUAAUCCAGGCAGCAAAGUCAGGAAUGCUCAUGAGUGCUACUGGAUAUUAGUGCUAAUUACUAAUAAUAUGUACUUACAAUUAUGCCCUUUCAUCCAAGUACCUCAAAGAGCUUUCAUAGCAUUAAUUUGUUAUUUCCUAUAAUAUCCUUGAGAGGCGGCUGAUAGAAAGUUAUUAUUAUCUCUAUUUUACAGUCAGAGAAACUAGGGCAUAGAGAGGUUAAGUAACAUUGCUAGGGUCAUACGGUGAACAACUGACAAAAAAGGGACUCAAGCUAAUUAUUCUCAUUUCCUGUUCAGUAUAUUAUCCAUUAUAUGGUUGUUCAAUACACCUAAAUGCUUUUUUAUCCUAGACAAAUUGAGAAUACUGUAUUUAAAUAAUCUAAGACGUAAGUGAACGCGUUUCUCUUUUUUCGUGUGUUCAAAAAUGCUGCUCUACAGGGAUAUAGAGUUAAAAACUAAUAAUUAGUCUUUGGUUUGCAGCUGUAGCUAUUAUUUAUAGGGCUUUUACUAUUUGUGGUUUUCUGAAGCUCUGCUCAAAAUGAAGUAUUCUAUUUCUCACUGCUUUAUGCUAGGUUAGCAUAGCUGUGAGCCACCAAAAAGCAGCUGAGACAGGCUGACUAAUGAAUUUGAGGUUGUCUUUCAUUGCGUUCCUAUUGCUCACUCUUCUUGAAGUCAUCCUCCUUCUAGCUCUCCAUUCAGCAGAUAUUUGUGCAACCCACCAUCCUCAAUCCUCAGCCUAUGGCCAGCUUAACUGUUGUCAAUGAUUAAAUUUAAAAUAUUUUUAUUGGAAUGGACCAAUUCCUACAGAAUAAAAAAUUAAAAUAUUAAAAUAUAAACAUAGAUAAUAUUUCAUUUUAUGAGUUAAUGAUGCUAUACUAUUAAUAGUUACCACUGUUACAUCCAGUUUCUGCUAAACCUGACCUUUAAGGUCCUUAGAAGACCAUUAAACAUUAGAAUAUUGGUCUAUGGAUGGACACAUAUCAUCGUAUUGGGUUUUUUAAUGCAGUAUUUCAGUAAUUUUCCCAAGUAAAGGCAGGGAGAAAGGAGAAGUGGUUUUGCAACUGUGCUCAAUGACGUAAGACUGCAGUCAGCUUGGAUAUGGUAAUGUAAACCUGUGGUGUUUCCAACUUCAGCCCAGCUCCUCCCUAGAGCUCUAGACCCAUAUAGCAACCACCAUUAGACAGCACCACUCUUACUUCACUCAUCAACUCCAAAACUGAACUCAUUUUUUUUCUGCAAAAAUGUCCCCUCCCAGAACUCAUCCUAACUCUUCCUUAUCUUAUUUAGUAAAAUACACCCUUAUCCUGCCCCUCCCUCAAAGCAAAACAAGGCAUCAUCAUUGCCUCUUCCAUUCUCCUAUCUGGCAGCUGCCCCUAGCAACCAAUUACCAGUUGAUAUGGCCUCUUGAGUAUUUUAGGAAUCCAUCUCCUUUGGAUGCUCACUACCAUUCACACAGGGUCCUUAAGUUUUCUCUUAUUGGCUUCUGCAAUGGCCCCCUUGUGGGCUCUCUGCUUAUCCUUCUCUGCCCCCCCACCUCCACCCCUCAAGUUAUCUGUUCUAUACCAACAGAAGAAUAGCUUAAAUUGUAAUCUGUCCACUCAUUGCCUCACCAAGGCAUAGACGAUUCGUGAUUUGGCUCCUGUUUUCUUCUCCAGCCUCAUCUUUUUCAGCAACCUAAGUUUGAACUUCAAGACCUGUAAUUAUUACUUAUUCUUCUCAACACAUUAUUUGUCCCCGUGCUGCAUCUCCUUUCUGUUCAGAUCCGGAUUUGCCAUCCCACCCCUAUUUUUGUAGUAGAAAAUGCCUAUUUAUCUUUAAAACUCUAACCUACAGUUAGUAAAGCUAUCCAUUCUUUACGCUGUAUCAUCUUGAUAAACCAUACUUCCAAUAGCAAUGAUUUGCUUUCAUGUAUGUCUGCCCACUAGACUGGACAUUCCUUGAAUGGCUCAUACCAGGAAUAUAGUUGGUACUCAAUUUGUGGGGAGCAAAGAGAGAUAAGCGAAUAAAUGUCAAGACAUAAGAAUCUGUAGCUGCUAACUUAAAUUUAUGGAUUUAGUGAAACUACUUCUCACAAGCUACCAAAUCACAGUGCCAUGGGGCCGCAAGAUGAUCUCAGUGCCACACCGACACCUGCAGAGUCGCAGGGGGGUCCGACACCCCUCAGAAAGAACUCGCAGACCGUCCGAGAAAGCGAAUUCUCCAGGGGGUCAGCAGUUAGAUGAGGCCCAGGGCAGCCACGAGACCCUCCAGCCAGGGUAGGCGGCUGACCCGCCUCCUGGGAUUUGGCCCGUGACAAGCCACGUCGCCAGCUCCGCUCUGAAUACCCCCGGCCACGCCACACGAGCGGCCUCAACCCUGAGACGCCCAGGGAACAUGAGCUGACCCUCUAGAAGCAAGAUGGCGGCCUCCGCUCUCCCCUCCUUCCCCCAAGAACCCCCUCCUGGUCCCCAAAAGAAAGACAAGGACACCGCGGCAACGACGCCGAGAUCCGGGAACCUCCGCGAGGCCCGCGGCCACUCCCGAGCCCCCGGGAGAUGACUUCACCUCGCGGAGCUCAGAGAGCCGGGGGUGGGGCCGUCGGAAAGACAGCGCGGACAGCCCUCAGCUUGCAGGGGGCGGAGGCCGGGCAGCCUGCGCCCUCCGAGCCAUUGUUCUGCGGCCCAGGCCCAUGAUCACCCUCCUCUCAGCCCACGGACAGGAAGUCGCUCCCCAGCUGCCCCGCCCCGCUCCCCAGCGCCCCGGAAGUGAUCUGUGGCGGCUGCUGCAGAGCCGCCAGGAGGAGGGUGGAUCUCCCCAGAGCAAAGCGUCGGAGUCCUCCUCCUCCUUCUCCUCCUCCUCCAGAGCCCAGGCUCCCCCGCCACCCGUCAGACUCCUCCUUCGACCGCUCCCGGUGCGGGGCCUUCCAGGCGACAAGGACUGAGUACCCUCCGGCCGGAGCCACGCAGCCGCGGCUUCUGGAGCCCUCGGGGCGGCGGACUGGCUCGCGGUGCAGGUCAGGGCUGCGAUAAGACCCGGUCACGGGUGACCCUGCAGGAGUGGAAUGAUCCUCUUGACCAUGACCUUUGAGGCCCAGCUCAUCUACCGGCACCUGCUGGACGUGGAGGCCAUGCUGUGGAUCAGCAUUAACAAGGACUUCAAGGUACCCAAUGCCUGUUUAUUCACCAUCAACAAAGAAGACCACACACUGGGAAACAUCAUUAAAUCACAACUCCUAAAGGACCCGCAAGUGCUAUUUGCUGGCUACAAAGUCCCCCACCCCUUGGAGCGCAAGAUCAUCAUCCGAGUGCAGACUACGCCGGACUACAGCCCCCAGGAAGCCUUUACCAACGCCAUCGCCGACCUCAUCAGUGAGCUGUCCCUGCUGGAGGAGCGCUUCCGGUUUCCUGAGGCCUCCCCAGCCACGCUUCCUGUACAGCCUGCAGAACUGACUCCUAGAAGGACCCCACCCCCCUCCCCCCACCCCUGCUCCUAGGAGGACAACGUGAUCACUGUAUUCAGCUCCAUCAAGAAUGGUCCAGGUUCUUCUAGAUGAUCUGCACAAAUGGUUCCUCUCCUCCUUCCUGGUGUCUGCCAUUAGCAUUGGAAUAAAGUUCCUGCUGAAAAUCCA